This is a messenger RNA of Punctularia strigosozonata HHB-11173 SS5, 1859 nucleotides long. Its product is annotated as glutamate decarboxylase. The transcript is spliced from 18 exons. Gene Ontology annotation, biological process: L-glutamate catabolic process. Gene Ontology annotation, cellular component: cytosol. Lineage: Eukaryota; Fungi; Basidiomycota; Agaricomycetes; Corticiales; Punctulariaceae. The record is from RefSeq and is a predicted model, not a curated record. Gene Ontology annotation, molecular function: glutamate decarboxylase activity; pyridoxal phosphate binding. The coding region runs from base 85 to 1722 and encodes 545 amino acids.
GUUGAAUCGUGCUAUAAAGUAGAACGCAAAGUCUGUGUGCGCCUGCAGACAAGACUCGCCUUAGCCGGCCUCUUCACCGUACAAAUGGCUCUAUCCAAGCACAUCAACCCCGAGCGUCUGUUGCAAGCGUCGCAGGACAAGAGAUCCAAGGGACAUUCUCACUACCUCACGCAGACCGAUCCGUCCAUCUCGUUCCAUGGAUAUGGAUCCAGGUACGGCGCUGAGCCAGUGCCCAAGUUCCGCAUUCCUACAAAGGGAUCCGACGCGGAUGCGGCGUAUCAGAUCAUACACGACGAAUUGAGUCUCGAUGGAACACCGCUACUCAAUCUCGCCUCGUUUGUUCAUACCUGGAUGCCUCCCCAGGCAGAUAAGCUGAUGCAAGAGAACAUCUCCAAAAAUCUCAUCGACCAGGACGAGUAUCCGAUGACGCAGCUUAUCCACACGCGUUGCAUCAGCAUGUUGGCCGACCUUUGGCAUGCUCAGCACGCUCAGCAAGCCAUUGGUACUGCUACUACUGGCUCUUCCGAAGCCAUUCAACUCGGAGGUUUGGCAAUGAAACGCAUUUGGCAGGCUAAGCGCAAGGCUGCGGGAAAAAGCAUACACGAACCUGGCCCUAACAUUGUGAUGGGAGCCAACGCGCAGGUAGCAUUGGAGAAGUUUGCGAGAUACUUCGAAGUGGAAUGCCGUCUCGUUCCGACUUCGGUGGAAAGCAACUACUGUCUCGAUCCUAAGAAGGCGAUGGAGUACGUUGACGAGAACACUAUCGGUGUUUACGUCAUUUUGGGAAGUACUUACACUGGGCACUACGAACCGGUUCAGGAGAUGAGUGACUUACUGGACGAGUACGAGGCCAAGACCGGCCACUCCGUACCAAUUCAUGUCGAUGGUGCCAGCGGCGGCUUCAUUGCUCCAUUCGCCACGCCAAAGCUCAAAUGGGACUUCCAGAUCCCCCGUGUCGUUUCUAUCAACACCUCGGGACACAAAUUCGGUCUCUGCUAUGCUGGUGUGGGAUGGGUGAUCUGGAGGGACAAGGCGCAUCUCCCAAAAGAUCUCAUCUUCGAGCUACACUAUCUCGGCUCGGUGGAGUAUUCGUUCUCUUUGAAUUUUUCACGACCUGCGCACCCCAUCAUCGCGCAAUACUUCAACCUGUUGCACCUCGGUUUUGACGGCUACCGCAGAGUUGCAUUGCAAGACUUGAAGAAUGCCCGCCUUCUUUCGCGCGCUCUCGAGGCCAGCGGAUAUUAUAUGGUGCUCUCUGACAUUCACCGCCCAACGGGCACUGCAGGCAGCAGUCUCGUUCAGAGUGCGGCCAACAGAAUGGGCCUGAAAGAGGACGAUGUUGAGAGCUACUGCCCAGGACUGCCGGUCGUUUCGUUCCGAUUCACCGACGAGUUCAAGGCCAAAUACCCUGACAUACAACAAAAGUGGAUGCAAACCCUCCUUCGUGCCAAAGGAUGGAUUGUCCCGAACUAUGAACUGGCCCCGAACCUCGAGCAAAUCGAGAUCCUUCGUGUCGUAGUCCGAGAAAACAUGACCGAGGAGCUCAUUGAUAGACUCGUCACCGAUAUCAUUGAAAUCACUGAGGGGUUGACCAAGACGGACAAUUCCUUGCACCAGCUCGUGGCCCUUCACGCGUCUGGUUCUGCUGCCCGUCGUCCGGUGGAGAAGCUCGAGGAAGGGUCUGGUAGUAAGAGCAACGGAACAUACGCAAAGCCGUGCUAAAAGGCUCGCGCCGCCAUCGCGUCAAAUACCAUUAAGCGGUUAAUAUCGCAGUGUAUACUAUAAAAGCGGUCGAGACUCGGCUUAUGGACAGUUCAAUGUAUACGUACCCGUUCAUCUGGUAUUCAGUGAAACGAUUU